Molecule: messenger RNA, 1844 nt
Organism: Puma concolor (puma)
Lineage: Eukaryota; Metazoa; Chordata; Mammalia; Carnivora; Felidae
Gene: VPS45
Product: vacuolar protein sorting 45 homolog
Biological process (GO): vesicle-mediated transport
Source: RefSeq, a predicted model, not a curated record
GUUAAUUUAGCCAGAAAAAAGGGGGCGGGAAGGGCUGUGGGGCUAACCUGUCAAUUCGCUACCAUGAACGUGGUUUUUGCUGUGAAGCAGUACGUUUCCAAAAUGAUAGAGGACAGCGGACCGGGUAUGAAAGUACUUCUCAUGGAUAAAGAGACGACUGGCAUUGUGAGUAUGGUAUACACACAAUCAGAGAUUCUUCAGAAAGAAGUGUACCUUUUUGAACGCAUUGAUUCUCAAAAUCGAGAGAUCAUGAAACAUCUGAAAGCAAUUUGUUUUCUUCGACCUACGAAGGAGAAUGUGGAUUAUCUGAUUCAAGAGCUCCGGAGACCAAAAUACAGUAUAUAUUUUAUUUAUUUCAGUAAUGUGAUCAGCAAGAGUGAUGUGAAGUCAUUAGCUGAAGCUGAUGAACAGGAAGUCGUGGCUGAGGUUCAGGAAUUUUAUGGUGAUUACAUUGCUGUGAAUCCACAUUUGUUUUCCCUGAAUAUUUUGGGUUGCUGCCAGGGUCGAAAUUGGGAUCCAGCCCAGCUAUCCAGAACAACUCAAGGACUGACGGCUCUCCUUCUAUCUCUGAAGAAGUGUCCCAUGAUUCGUUAUCAGCUUUCAUCAGAGUCAGCAAAGAGACUUGCAGAAUGUGUUAAGCAAGUAAUAACUAAAGAAUAUGAACUGUUUGAAUUCCGGCGGACUGAGGUUCCUCCGUUGCUGCUUAUUUUAGAUCGUUGCGAUGAUGCCAUCACCCCAUUGCUAAACCAGUGGACAUAUCAGGCCAUGGUCCAUGAACUACUGGGCAUAAACAACAAUCGGAUUGAUCUUUCCAGAGUGCCGGGGAUCAGUAAAGACUUAAGAGAGGUGGUCCUAUCUGCUGAAAACGAUGAAUUCUAUGCUAAUAAUAUGUACCUGAACUUUGCUGAGAUUGGUAGCAAUAUAAAGAAUCUCAUGGAAGACUUUCAGAAGAAGAAACCAAAAGAACAGCAAAAACUAGAAUCAAUAGCAGACAUGAAGGCCUUUGUUGAGAAUUACCCACAGUUUAAGAAGAUGUCUGGGACGGUAUCAAAGCAUGUGACAGUGGUUGGAGAGCUGUCUCGGUUGGUCAGUGAGCGGAAUCUGCUGGAGGUUUCAGAAGUUGAGCAAGAACUGGCCUGUCAGAAUGACCAUUCUAGUGCUCUCCAGAAUGUAAAGAGGCUCCUGCAGAACCCCAAAGUGACAGAGUUUGACGCUGCCCGCCUAGUGAUGCUUUAUGCUCUACAUUAUGAGCGACACAGCAGCAACAGCCUGCCAGGACUAAUGAUGGACCUCAGGAAUAAAGGUGUUUCUGAGAAGUAUCGAAAGCUUGUGUCUGCAAUAGUUGAAUAUGGCGGUAAACGGGUCAGAGGAAGUGACCUCUUCAGCCCCAAAGACGCUGUGGCUAUUACCAAACAGUUCCUCAAAGGAUUGAAGGGAGUAGAAAAUGUGUAUACUCAACAUCAACCUUUCCUACAUGAGACCCUGGACCAUCUCAUCAAAGGAAAGCUUAAGGAAAACCUGUACCCUUAUCUAGGCCCCAACACACUCAGAGACAGACCUCAGGAUAUCAUUGUGUUUAUAAUUGGAGGAGCCACCUAUGAAGAGGCUCUAACAGUUUAUAACCUGAACCGUACCACUCCUGGAGUGAGGAUUGUCCUGGGAGGAACCACAGUGCAUAACACAAAAAGUUUCCUAGAGGAAGUUCUGGCUUCCGGACUGCACAGCAGAAGCAAGGAGAGCUCUCAAGUUACAGCGAGGUCCACAAGCAGACGGUGAACCUGAACCGGCGCGGGGAGAGGAGGCACAGGGCGAGGAGGCCGGCGCAGCUCGCCCUCAACCUCCCU